CAUAUGGGAAGGCGGCAGUAAAAUGAAACAAAUUUGGCAAACUCUUCCAUGCUGUAACGAACUUAUCCAUUUUACCUGACCCAGUGGGAAAAGCAAUCAAGAGAAACAGCUACAGAGAGAGAGAGAGAGCUACGCAUUCCAAUGCCUGAUCAUGAUAUGAUUGAUGACGUUAUUAGUCUUAUUACAUAUUUAUUCAAAUCAACCUCUCCAAUUCUUGUCUCCUGUGCUAAUAUAAGAACCCAGUUGGGUUAACGACGUGCGAAAAUUCUCCUUCAAUUUUUCUACACUAAAAAUUCAGCUUUAUUUCAAUAUAAAGAAAACAUCUAAUAUGGCUCCUACUGAUUCUUUAAAGCCUCGAGAUGUUUGCAUAGUGGGUGUUGCUCGUACUCCUAUGGGUGGCUUUCUUGGUUCCCUUUCUUCUCUUUCAGCUACAAAGCUUGGCUCAAUUGCUAUUCAUUGUGCUCUUGAAAGGGCAAGAGUUGAUCCAUCACUUGUGGAAGAGGUUUUCUUUGGUAAUGUUCUUAGUGCAAAUUUAGGACAAGCUCCUGCAAGGCAGGCUGCCUUAGGUGCUGGUAUACCUAAUUCAGUGAUUUGUACUACCAUUAAUAAAGUUUGUGCAUCUGGGAUGAAAGCGACAAUGCUUGCUGCACAGACAAUUCAAGCAGGCAUCAAUGAUAUUGUUGUGGCUGGUGGGAUGGAAAGCAUGUCUAAUGCCCCCAAGUAUCUUGCAGAAGCAAGAAAUGGUUCUCGGCUUGGACAUGAUACUAUAAUAGAUGGCAUGCUCAAGGAUGGCCUGUGGGAUGUUUAUAAUGACUUUGGAAUGGGAGUUUGUGCAGAACUAUGUGCCGAUCGGCAUACGAUAACAAGAGAAGAGCAGGAUUCUUAUGCCAUUCGGAGCUUUGAGCGCGGAAUUUCUGCACAAAAUGAUGGUCUUUUUUCAUGGGAAAUAGUUCCAGUUGAAGUUUCUGGUGGACGAGGGAGAUUAUCAACCAUCAUUGAUAAGGAUGAAGGCUUAGGAAAGUUUGAUGCUGCAAAACUGAGGAAGCUUAGACCGAGUUUCAAAGAGAAGGAUGGCUCUGUUACUGCUGGAAAUGCUUCUAGCAUAAGUGAUGGUGCAGCUGCGUUAGUUUUGGUGAGUGGAGAAAUGGCAAUUAAGCUUGGGUUGCAAGUGAUUGCUAGAAUAAAAGGAUAUGGUGAUGCUGCUCAGGCCCCUGAGUUAUUUACAACUGCACCUGCUCUUGCAAUACCCAAAGCUAUUUCAAAUGCUGGUUUGGACAAAUCCCAGAUUGAUUACUAUGAAAUAAAUGAAGCAUUUUCUGUGGUGGCUCUUGCUAAUCAAAAGCUACUUGGUCUUAAUCCUGAAAAAGUAAAUGCUCAUGGUGGUGCUGUAUCUUUGGGACAUCCAUUAGGAUGCAGUGGGGCUCGUAUCUUGGUCACAUUGUUAGGGGUACUUAGACAUAAAAAUGGUAAGUAUGGGGUUGCUGGAAUCUGCAAUGGAGGAGGAGGGGCAUCUGCCCUUGUUCUUGAGCUCAUGUAAGCGCUCUACACUUGGUCAGUAGCAACAAUAGGACCUUCAUUGUUAUGAAAUACUCUCGCAUCAGGUCAUUGUUGUGAAAUUGUCAAUUUCUUAUCCAUGUUACCUGAAUAAAGGAAUCUGUAUUUUACCAUACUAAGGUCCAAGCUAUAUACAACUUAUCAGAGACUUUGCAUGAUGAGGAUAUGAACACAAGAAUUGCAAUAUCAAUGUGUAUUGAGUACCCUUUUAUACACGCGCGCACACACACUCCCACACAUAUAUAUAUAUUACCAUCAUGUUCAUGGAUAUGAUAUAAAGAGCAAAGAAGAUAGAGAUGUUUCUAAAGAAGCACUUAGGAUGAUCAAUGUCUCAAUUCCUUGUCAUUACACAUUUAGUUUGUUGUCAGGAACCAAAUGAAUAAAUAGUUAAUUUCAUUUCCAAUGA
Messenger RNA from Ricinus communis (castor bean), 1960 nucleotides. Its product is annotated as probable acetyl-CoA acetyltransferase, cytosolic 2. The coding region runs from base 329 to 1537 and encodes 402 amino acids. NCBI's taxonomy places the organism in Eukaryota, Viridiplantae, Streptophyta, Magnoliopsida, Malpighiales, Euphorbiaceae. Gene Ontology annotation, molecular function: acetyl-CoA C-acetyltransferase activity. Gene Ontology annotation, biological process: fatty acid beta-oxidation. The transcript has 16 exons. The record is from RefSeq and is a predicted model, not a curated record.